CAGGUAACGUUGUGGAUAGCCAGUCCCCCCGGCUGUUGGCAAAUCAGCUCAGAUGGGACCUGACUGCCGAACAGAUAGAAAACAUGGCUGCAGAGCUCACGGAGAGGACCAAGCUCGUGUACGACCGGGUGGGCUCCCAGGAGCAGGGUGAGGUGUCCUAUGAAAACACUCUCAAGGCACUGGCUGAUGUGGAAGUGGAAUACACAGUCCGUCGGAACAUGCUGGACUUCCCCCAGCAUGUCUCUCCUUGCAAAGACAUCCGCGCGGCGAGCACCGAGGCUGACAAGAAGCUCUCAGAGUUCGAUGUGGAGAUGAGCAUGAGGCAGGACGUGUACCAGAGGAUUGUCUGGCUCCAGGAGAAAGCAGAGAGCGCUGCGCUGAAGCCUGAAGCAAAGAGAUAUCUAGAAAGGCUGAUCAAAUUGGGUAAAAGAAACGGUCUCCAUCUCCCCGAGGAAACGCAGGAGAAAAUCAAAGCUAUUAAGAAAAAGCUGAGCGUCCUUUGCAUAGACUUCAACAAGAACCUCAACGAAGACACUACUUACUUGCCCUUCUCAAGGGAGGAACUAGGGGGGCUCCCUGAGGACUUCCUGAACUCCCUGGAGAAGACAGAGGAUGGCAAGCUGAAAGUCACCUUGAAGUACCCGCACUAUUUCCCACUCCUGAAGAAGUGCUAUGUGCCCGAGACGAGAAGGAAGGUGGAGGAAAUGUUCAACUCCAGGUGCAAAGAGGAAAAUUGCUUGAUCCUCAAGGAGCUGGUGGACUUGCGUGCUCAGAAAGCCAGUCUCCUGGGCUUCAACACGCACGCAGACUUUGUACUGGAGAUGAACAUGGCUAAAAGCAGCAAGACAGUGGCUACGUUCCUGGAUGAGCUGGCCCAGAAGCUGAAACCCCUUGGGGAGAAGGAACGAGCUGUGAUCCUGGACCUGAAAAAGAAAGAAUGCGAGAAGCGCGGCCUGGAGUUUGACAACCGUAUCAAUGCCUGGGACAUGCGCUAUUACAUGAACCAGGUGGAGGAGACCAAGUACAGCGUGGACCAGAAUCUGCUGAAGGAGUACUUCCCCAUGCAGGUGGUCACCACGGGCCUGCUGGCCAUUUACCAGGAGCUGCUGGGGCUCACCUUCCAUCUGGAAGAGAAGGCUCAGGUCUGGCAUGAGGACGUCCAGCUCUACACGGUGAAGGACACCUCUUCUGGGGAGACCAUUGGCAAAUUCUACCUGGACCUGUACCCGCGGGAAGGGAAGUACGGGCACGCAGCCUGCUUCGGCCUGCAGCCAGGCUGCCUUUUGCCAGACUUCAGCCGGCAGAUCUCGGUGGCUGCCAUGGUGGCCAACUUCACCAAGCCCACGGCAGAUGCGCCUUCCCUGCUGCAGCACGAUGAGGUGGAGACCUACUUCCACGAAUUUGGGCAUGUCAUGCACCAGCUGUGUUCUCAGGCGGAGUUUGCCAUGUUCAGUGGGACACACGUGGAGCGGGACUUUGUCGAGGCACCGUCACAGAUGCUGGAGAACUGGGUGUGGGAGAAGGAGCCGCUGCUGCGCAUGUCCGGGCACUACAAAACUGGAAGCCCCAUCCCUGAUGAGCUGCUGGAGAAGCUCAUUAAAUCCCGGCAGGCAAACACGGGGCUCUUCAACUUGCGUCAGAUCGUCCUGGCCAAGGUGGACCAGGCGCUGCACACCCAGACAAAGGCCGACCCCGUGGAGGUGUUUGCCCGGCUGUGUGAAGAGGUGCUGGGUGUCCCCGCCACCCCAGGUACAAACAUGCCCGCUACGUUUGGCCACUUGGCCGGAGGCUACGACGCCCAGUACUACGGCUACCUCUGGAGCGAAGUGUACUCCAUGGAUAUGUUCUACACGCGCUUCAAGCAGGAGGGGAUCAUGAACUGUAAGGUGGGCAUGGAUUACAGGAAUUGCAUCCUGCAUCCCGGCGGUUCCCUGGAUGCUUCCGACAUGUUGAGGAAGUUCCUAGGCCGCGAGCCCAAGCAGGACGCCUUCCUGGCCAGCAAGGGACUGAAGGUGGAGAGCAACUCGCUGCCUUCAGCCUGCUGAGAAACUGCUCCGGCCCGUUUGAGUCAAGCCAGCUCCUUUGCCUGCGCACCAGUCCUCUCAGGCCAUGCAAUACCCGGUCCUUCUGUCACCAAACGCAUCCUGGGCCAUCCCCCGCCUGGAGCUGUUCCUCCAGGAUCCUGCUCCCGAGCUCACCCCGGGCUUCAGGAGCCGGACUGAGCCCUGGCGCAGGGCUCUGUGGUGGCAGCUCUGCAAAGGGAGUUGAAUUGCCUUUGUCACCCCCCCCGAGGGGGAUGGGGCUGUCGGUAGCCCACACAAAUUGGCUGAACUUUGAACCUGAUUUCUGCACGAGGGUGAGUUUCGGCCUCAUUUAUAGCUGGGGAGGAGGGUGAGAGGAGUUACCAAACGUGAAUCAUUUCUUUUAAAAUCCCUUCUUUUUAAGAAAAUGAGACUUCCCACCAGGCUUGGCUUGUUUUGUGCCCCGGGGCAGACUUUACUGUUCUGAGCACGAAACAAGCAGCUUGAGAAGCUGCACUGGGAGUCGUGCUCUCCCCAUCUUUGGGCAGCUGGCGGCUGUGG
Messenger RNA from Egretta garzetta (little egret), 2582 nucleotides. RefSeq names its product thimet oligopeptidase 1 (gene THOP1). The coding region runs from base 84 to 2045 and encodes 653 amino acids. Gene Ontology annotation, molecular function: metalloendopeptidase activity. The transcript is spliced from 12 exons. The record is from RefSeq and is a predicted model, not a curated record. Lineage: Eukaryota; Metazoa; Chordata; Aves; Pelecaniformes; Ardeidae. Gene Ontology annotation, cellular component: mitochondrial intermembrane space. Gene Ontology annotation, biological process: peptide metabolic process; proteolysis.